Paramuricea clavata is the source of this 2653-nucleotide messenger RNA. NCBI's taxonomy places the organism in Eukaryota, Metazoa, Cnidaria, Anthozoa, Malacalcyonacea, Plexauridae. The record is from the annotation of a GenBank genome assembly.
CAAAAUAUAAACUGUUAAUGCGUUAAUUAAGUGGCACGUGAUUGACUUGUUAUUUAAACGGCAGCUCGCCGAGUUGUAGUUGGGAUAUUGUAACCAAGAGGAGCCGUUUCAAAAGAAGAUGAUGAACGCUGAAAACCUUAUGUUGUUCUUAGUGGUGCUCGUUGCAUUUACUGCUUUUCAAUGCGGAGCUAACGCAGGUAAUACAAUGAAUUGAUUAAGACAGGUUGUCUUUUGCACAUUUCGGACGUUGUGAAGUAUUUACAAAAGUGCACAAUGCUGACACAAUUUUGUCAUUGUCAAUUGCGAUUUUCGGCUUUUUGUCAAGAAUAGGUUGUGCAUUCAUCUUCCUAACCUUGUCUCUUUAAAGAUUUCAAGCAACGAAAAGGGCAUGGUGAAGUUAUAGAAAGCUGGCGCAGAGGAAAGAGAGCCAAUUUAGAGAUCGAAAUUCAGAAUCCUUGGAAACGCGAAGUCGAUAUUGAAAAUGUAGAUUAUGGUAAUAAAGAAUCAGAGAACCAGAAUCUUGGGAACAAACGAGAAAACAACGACGAAAGCCAGAAUAUUUCAGGACGCAAACGAGGAAACAACGACGAAAGCCAGAAUAUUUCAGGACGCAAACGAGAAAACAACGACGAAAGCCAGAAUAUUUCAGGACGCAAACGAGGAAACAACGACGAAAGCCAGAAUAUUUCAGGACGCAAACGAGGAAACAACGACGAAAGCCAGAAUAUUUCAGGACGCAAACGAGGAAACAACGACGAAAGCCAGAAUAUUUCAGGACGCAAACGAGGAAACAACGACGAAAGCCAGAAUAUUUCAGGACGCAAACGAGAAAACAACGACGAAAGCCAGAAUAUUAUAGGACGCAAACGGGAAAACGACGACGAAAGCCAGAAUAUUUCAGGACGCAAACGAGGAAACAACGACGAAAGCCAGAAUAUUUCAGGACGCAAACGAGAAAACAACGACGAAAGCCAGAAUAUUUCAGGACGCAAACGAGGAAACAACGACGAAAGCCAGAAUAUUUCAGGACGCAAACGAGAAAAUAACGACGAAAGCCAGAAUAUUUCAGGACGCAAACGAGAAAACAACGACGAAAGCCAGAAUAUUUCAGGACGCAAACGAGAAAACAACGACGAAAGCCAGAAUAUUUCAGGACGCAAACGAGAAAACAACGACGAAAGCCAGAACAUUUCAGGACGCAAACGAGGGAACAACGACGAAAGCCAGAGUAUUUCAGGACGCAAACGAGAAAACAACGACGAAAGCCACCAGAGUAUUGCAGAGCGCAAACGAGAAAAUAACGACGAAAGCCAGAGUCGUGGCGGCAAACGGGAAAACAACGACGAAAGCCAGAAGAUUUCAGGACGCAAACGAGAAAACAACGACGAAAGCCAGAAUAUUUCAGGACGCAAACGAGAAAACAACGACGAAAGCCAGAAUAUUUCAGGACGCAAACGAGAAAACAACGACGAAAGCCAGAACAUUUCAGGACGCAAACGAGGGAACAACGACGAAAGUCAGAAUCGUGGCGGCAAACGAGAAAACAACGACGAAAACCAGAAUAUUCCUUGGAAAUUUGGAAAGCGUUUCAUAGAAGAGGAUGGACGUCAGAACAUUUGGGAGACAGAGACAAAAAUAUAAAAUUAUCAACGCACAAAAUGCUCAGAGAAAAUAUUUAGGAAGAAAGGGAUAUUAAUAUAAAAUACUUCAUAACAUUACUGUUGUCAACUUCAGAUAGUUAAUAAAUAUUAAUAUAGUAUAAGUAUAAACAAGUAUAUUAAUAUAAAAUACUUCAUAACAAUUGUUGUCAACUUCAGAUGGUUAAUAAAUUAUUCAAUUCAGUUUUGUGUGUCCAGUCUCAUGUGGGGUUUUAUUUUUUUUAAAAAUAUUAUUGUACAUGCAUGCUGUUCUCUGCAUUGAGGGACAAAAGAACCACUCGUCAUUUAUGUAUGUCAGGUUGGAAAUGAAAAUUGCUAAUACCUUUGUUAGAGAAACGACUGCAAAAGAUAAUUUAUAGUCACGUGUCAAAACCCAAAGCUUCGGAAGAGAAUAAAACACUAUUUGAACUUUGAAUACUCAAAUGAUAUUUAUUUCAGUUGUAGCCUUGACAUCAAUAACGAAAGUUGUGGCUAGUCCAUUAUUCUUCCAAAAAUUAAUCAACGUUUCAUAUCAGCAUGUUCCAGGUCUGUUGCAAUUUCUUUAUCUUCCCUUUAAAUUAAGCGUGUGGAAAAAAGUGAGUUAUCUAUAUAACAUCUCUCAGUGCAUAAAUUAUCUCAAGUUGAAUGAGAACUGAAAAUUAUAUUAAAAAAAUAACAACAUAUACAAAACUGCCUUACAUCAAAAUGCUGUGUUCACUUGCCCUCUUGAAAUACGAUAAGGAUUUGUUGUAUCAUAAACCAUAGGUUUCCUGGCCCGCCUUCGCAACUCUUUCUCAAACGGCCGUUUGACGACUUCAGCCACAAUAAAUAUCACUACCCACAAGCCGACAUAGGCCAACCAUAAUAUCCACACCAAGGACGGAGCAACAGCCAAAAACAGACCUAGGGUGAUGUUAAUUAUUCCACAAAGUAAGACCAGACGUCCUGACCACUUGUGCCAAACUUCCCAGAACGCUCUGCCACAAUUAAAGCCUUGUUCCGUAGGUUGUGGUCGC